Messenger RNA from Schistosoma margrebowiei, 861 nucleotides. The record is from the annotation of a GenBank genome assembly. Lineage: Eukaryota; Metazoa; Platyhelminthes; Trematoda; Strigeidida; Schistosomatidae.
AUGACAUCUAUAUGUGAUUGUACAAGUUUACAUUUUACUCAAAAUGAUAAAACAUAUUCAUUCAAUUUAAUCACUGGUUGGGAAGGGUCGGCUAUUUUGAAACAUGGCUCAAUUAUACAAUUUGGUUGUUAUAAAUUCAUUUUUAGUUUAGUCAAUCAUUCUUUACCUUCCUAUCCAUCAUCAUCAUCAUCAUCAUCAUCAUCAUCAUCAUCAUCAUCAUCAUCAUCAUCAUCAUCAUCAUCAUCAUCAUCAUCAUCAUCAUCAUCAUCAUCAUCAUCAUCAUCAUCAUCAUCAUCAUCAUCAUCAUCAUCAUCAUCAUCAUCAUCAUCAUCAUCAUCAUCAUCAUCAUCAUCAUCAUCAUCAUCAUCAUCAUCAUCAUCAUCAUCAUCAUCAUCAUCAUCAUCAUCAUCAUCAUCAUCAUCAUCAUCAUCAUCAUCAUCAUCAUCAUCAUCAUCAUCAUCAUCAUCAUCAUCAUCAUCAUCAUCAUCAUCAUCAUCAUCAUCAUCAUCAUCAUCAUCAUCAUCAUCAUCAUCAUCAUCAUCAUCAUCAUCAUCAUCAUCAUCAUCAUCAUCAUCAUCAUCAUCAUCAUCAUCAUCAUCAUCAUCAUCAUCAUCAUCAUCAUCAUCAUCAUCAUCAUCAUCAUCAUCAUCAUCAUCAUCAUCAUCAUCAUCAUCAUCAUCAUCAUCAUCAUCAUCAUCAUCAUCAUCAUCAUCAUCAUCAUCAACUUCAACAUGGAUGACAAUGAAUAAUAGUUCAACACAAUCUCAUCAUGAAUCACCAGUAUUACUUACAGAUUCUUUAUCAGUAGUAACAAAAUAUUUUUUAAAAUUACCUAAAAAUAACAACUCACUUGUUCAUUAA